This is a messenger RNA of Microplitis mediator, 1548 nucleotides long. RefSeq names its product putative gustatory receptor 28b. Lineage: Eukaryota; Metazoa; Arthropoda; Insecta; Hymenoptera; Braconidae. Gene Ontology annotation, biological process: sensory perception of taste. Gene Ontology annotation, cellular component: membrane; axon; dendrite. The record is from RefSeq and is a predicted model, not a curated record. The transcript is spliced from 4 exons. Bases 193 to 1419 code for a protein of 408 amino acids.
UGUUCUUUUCCAACCUUGACCGCAGCUUUUAAACAGAGUGCCAAUAGUAUUGCAAAUGAAAAAAGAAGCGACAAUUAUCACGCGAUAAACUAAAAGCCAGGUACUAAAUUGGAAAACAUUCUCGCGGUAUCCAUCAGUCAUAAUUGCGACACUGCAAAGUAAACACGGUUUAUUAUAUUUUUUAAAUAAAAUAUGAACAAAAUAAUGGGCCGAAUAAAACUUGACAAGGUGAAGGAAGAAUUUAAUUUCAAAGGAUAUAAUUCAGUGUGUCACCGUUAUGUGACAUUUAUAUCAUACAUUUCGUUCAAAAUAAUCGGAUUAUUGCCGUGGAAAAUGGAGACCGGAAUAUUUAAUAAAAUUCAAAAAGUCGAAAAUAAAAAUUUUAAAUCAAAUUUUUCAUACGUAGGAUCGUGUUAUAAUAUUUUAGUAGUUUCAGUUAUUGUUUCAUUGGAUAUUUAUAUAAUAUAUGAUAUAUUACCGCCUGAAAUCGAUACCCGUCUGACAAUAGACACAGUGACACUGAAAAUUUCAUUUGUUUUAUUGCUGUGUGCAAGUGUGAUACCACUUAUUUAUAUUUUUCGGCAGAAACUGUUAAUAAAUGUUCUCAAUCGGUUCAAAAAUCUGGAUAAAAAAUUGAAUAAGUGCGCGGAUUAUAAAGUAGAAAAUGAUUACACCAAUCAUUUUAUGUUUGCAAUAAAUUUUGUGUUGGGGUGUUGCCUAAUAAUAAUGAGGGAAAUUUAUUACAUGUCAUUAAAAAAAGUAUUUCUCACGAGUUUAUCAUAUUUUAUCUGUAGUUUCGUGAUAAUACAGUACGCAAUGUUACUAAAUAUGAUAAGAACCAGAUUCAAAAGUAUAAAUUUGACACUUUCAAAACUAGGAACCUCUGAAAGCAAAAUAUCGCUAUCGCGUGCGACAGUUCUUGAUGACAUCGGUAGUAUUAAACGCGCAUACGUGGAAUUGUGUGAAAUGAGUGACGAUACCGCAAGUUUUUAUGGGAUACCCAUGUUGAUUGUCGUAAUUGUUUAUUCUAUAAAAAGUAUAUUCAACUUAUACUACAUCAUUUUGAUAUUAAUUCAAGUACAAGAAAUCGAUCUUAGGAUGUAUCAGUACGGAUUAUUUCUAAUACGGAAUAUUUUCCUAUUUACUUUAUUAACGACUAAUGUCACAAAAAUAAUAAAACAGAAUAAAAAAACCGCUAGGAUUAUAAAUUUACUUAUCGAUCGAUAUGCAGCGGAUGUCAUAAUUAAAAAAAAAUUGACUAAAUUUUCUAACGAUCUCUGGCAUCUGACUGUCGAAUUUACCGCCUAUGACAUCAUACCACUAGAUCGAACUCUUCUAGCGGUUAUUUCUGGAACAAUUGCAACCUAUUUAGUUAUCGCAGUCCAGUUCCGUGUCAGCGCAUUUUUCAUGAAUAAUUAAAAGUUUUUCAAAGUUCAAUGAGUGUGCGAAUUCAUAUCUGUUUGAAAUCUAAAGUUUGCUCACAUGUGUAAUUAUAUUUAUUACAAUUAUUGUGCCCAAAAAAAAAUUAGUAAUUGUAUUGCUGGUUAA